Molecule: messenger RNA, 507 nt
Organism: Serpula lacrymans var. lacrymans S7.9
Lineage: Eukaryota; Fungi; Basidiomycota; Agaricomycetes; Boletales; Serpulaceae
Exons: 2
Source: RefSeq, a predicted model, not a curated record
AACCAAUCCACCACCUCUACUCGCGUUCAGUGUGAUUUCUGUGGUUUACUUGGUCAUACCCAAGACAAAUGCCACAGAUACAUUGCUAGUCGCCAACAGGCAGUGGAGGGUGCUAAGAAUCGCUACAAGCGUGGCAAUAAGGCUCAGGCAGGCUCCAGCAACUCUCAGAAUACCUCUCAGCAGCCCAAAUCUUCGCCUAACAAUGCCAAUUCAUCUACUGUGGUCACUGAAUCAGCUGGGAAUGCAAGUCUUCGUUCUAUUCAUCCCUCUGAUCCUCAUUGCCCUCUCCAACUUGAUGCUGACAUUGAUUGGAAUGCAGACACAGGCGCCACUUCUCAUAUGACCACUUCACUAAAUGCUUAUGUUUUGGGGGUGACUGAAGUGCAUAUGACACCUCAUCGUCAUUGGAUGCACCACUAUACCCCAUAUCGUGUGCCAAUCAAGCUGGCUGAUCGCACUGUUGUCUAUUCAGCUGGUGUUGGUACUGUGGUGUUUAAUCCUGUGAUG